AUGUCAUCAACUUCUUCGAUCGACUCUGCUCCUUACCUACAUGCUAACAUAUUUUCACUAUUUAUUCAUCAUUGGGUGUCACCUUUAUUAAAGAAAAGUCGUAAACAAGGUACACUUUAUUUAGAUGAUCUUUAUGAUCUUCCUGAGUAUCUCAAAUCAUCAACACUUACGGAUAAACUUGAAGAGAAUUGGUUUAAUGAAAUCAAACGAAAUCCACAGAAACCCAGCUUAAUUCGAGCAACGUUACGUACUAUAGGAUGGAAGCCAUUUCUUCUUGGUUUUUUCGAAGUAUUAAACGGAUUGAUUCGAAUUGCUCAGCCAUUGUUAUUAACUUUUCUUAUGAGUUUCUUUGAACCAUGUUCUACAAUACCUGUUUGGCAAGCAUGGCUUUUUGCAAUAGCUACUAUUAUUGCUUCUUUGACUUCGGGUACUAUUUUUAAUCAGUAUAUUUAUAAAAUUGAUCUUAUCGCGGCACAAAUGCGUAUUGCUUAUUUGGGUUUAAUUUUUCGGAAAGUACUUCGUUUAUCAAGUCAUUCAAUGAAUAGUGUUAGUUCUGGUGAAAUUACCAAUUUAAUAUCAAACGAUGCUAAGCGAAUUGAAAAAGCUCUCUAUCUAUUCAAUUAUAUAUGGGUUGCACCGAUAGGAAUCAUUUCAAUUAGUUAUUUAUUCUGGUAUUUUGUAAAAUAUAUUGCGUUUAUUGCUAUUGGAUACACUUUAUUUCUAUUUUUUUUUCAAUCAUUCUAUGGUCGUAUUACUGUAUAUUUACGGACAAAAAUUGUCGAAAUAACGGAUGAACGUGUUAAAAUAAUGUCUGAAAUAAUCAAAUCAAUGCGUAUUGUCAAAAUGUAUUGUUGGGAAACAGCAUUGAUAAAAAAAAUAAAUCUUGUGAGAAAACGUGAAAUUAUUCAAUACAUGUUACUUGCAAUAUCUGAUUGUUUUCAAGCUUUACUUUUAUUAACUCAUAUUAGUUUAACAUUUUUAAUGAUGUAUGGAACAAUGUGGUCAUUUGAUUUAAGAUUUGAUACACGUUUUUUUGCUAUUUCAUCUUGUAUGCUAGGUUUUAUGAGAGUAUCUAUUAUUGAAUUUUUUUCCAGUGCUGUUCGUGAUUUAUCACAUUACUUGCCUGCUCAAAAACGUAUUGAAGCAUUUCUUUUACUUGAUGAAUCUGAACGAGAUCAUCGAUUAUUGUCAUCUUCUCAUUCGAAAGUUGAAUCAAUAGAUGAAAAUAAAUUAUUUAAUGAUAAGAAAGAAAAAAUGUCUUCUUGUCAAAAUGAAACAUUUUCAUUAAAAAAUAUCAUUUUCAAUGCUUAUCCAGGUGAUUUGAUAUGUGUCAUUGGACCAGUUGGAUCCGGCAAAAGUUCUCUUUUACAAGCAUUAACAGGUGAAAUAUCUUUUUUUGAUGGAAAAAUUCGAUUACAUGGAUCAUUUUGUUAUGUGCCUCAAGAGGCUUGGAUUUUUUCAUCGACAAUAAGAGAUAAUAUUCUUUUUGGGAAAGAAUAUAAUUCUAAAUUAUUUCAACGUGUCAUACGUGCUACUGCACUUGAUACAGAUUUUGAUCAAUUAGCUAAUGGUGCUAAAACCAUUGUCGGAGAUCAAGGUAUAAUGUUAUCUGGAGGACAAAAAGCACGUGUUAAUAUGGCACGAGCACUUUAUCGUAAUGCAGAUAUUUAUUUAUUAGAUGAUCCUCUUUCUGCUGUUGAUACUAAAGUUUCAAAACAUCUUUUUGAAAAAUCAAUUAAAGGUUAUCUUCAAGACAAAAUCUGUAUAUUAGUUACACAUCAAAUACAAUUUUUACAAGAUGCAACUAAAAUUAUUGUUCUUGACAAUGGUAGAAUGGCACAAAUGGGUACAUAUGUUGAAUUGCUUUCUUUAUCAUCAUCAUUUGCUCGUUUACUCGAAGAUAUUAAUCAACAUGGAGAAGAAUUUCGUGCAAAUAUUCAAAAACAACAAUCAGUUAUUAGUUCCAUACAAUCCGAAAAAGACGAUCAAGAAUAUUUAACAAAUUUGCAUACACAUAUUGAUAAAAAACAGAAAGGAAAAGUUCGAUGGCAUGUUUAUAAAUCAUAUUUACGAGCUGGUGUUGGUACACUCGUUGGAUUUUUUAUUAUAAUACUGAUUUUUACAGUACAACAAGCUAUAAUGAUGUAUAGUAGUUGGUGGUUAGCAUCAUGGAGUGAUGAUGAAAGUCACCGAUAUUCAUCAUUUAAUAAUUGUACAUCAAAAAAUAUUGAAAAAGUUAACAAUAUAAGUUUAAUGAAUGAUGUUGAAUGGAAUGUAUAUCGUAAUCGAAGAUUUUAUAUCUAUUGCAUACUUUUCGGCAUUCUCUUCUUAUUGUCGUUUCUUCGUAUUAUUGCUGCGAAAUUAAUGUGUUUAAAUGCUGGGCGAAUUCUUCAUAACAGAAUGUUUCAACGAAUAAUUCGAUGUCCAAUUAAUUUUUUUGAUACUAAUCCUGUUGGUCGAAUUUUAAAUCGUUUUACAAAUGAUGUAAAUGUCAUGGAUGAACAAUUGCCAGAGGAUCUUCCCGACUUUUUCGAUUGUGUAUUUGCAGUUUUAGGCACAGUCAUGUUAGUUUGUAUACUAAAUCCUUGGUCAUUUAUACCAGCUGGAAUAGGAUUAUGUAGUAUGUUAAUAAUACGACAUCGUUUUGCUCAAUGUUCUCGUGAUCUAAAACGACUUGAUGGAACAACAAGAAGUCCAAUCUAUUCACAUUUAACAUCAACUAUUAAUGGUUUAAAAGUUAUUCGAUCUUAUCAUGUUGAACAAAUGUGUUCUAAUGAAUUUCUUCAUCAUAUUGAUAAUCAUACACGUGUUCAUUAUUUAAUUCUUACAACUAAUCGUUGGGCAGCAAUACGUUUUAACUGGAUAUCAUUUAUUUUUCUUGCUCUUGUUACAUUUUUAGCUUUAAUUAUACGUAUUUACAAACAAGAAUUUUCAACAGCAGAUAUUGCUUUAACACUGUCUUAUUGUCUUAAUUUGAUGGGUCUUUUUCAAUGGACUGUCAGAAUGACAGUAUACAUUGAAACAGACAUGACCGCUGUUGAACGAGUAUUAGAAUAUUGUUCACUUGAUCAAGAACCACCUGCUCAAGUAUCAGUUAAGAAUCGACCACCAUCUAAUUGGCCAUCACAUGGUUGUAUUGUAUUUGAAAAUGUUUCUAUGUCUUAUUCAAAUGAUGAAGAUGCAUCAUUUGCUUUACAUAAUAUAUCAUUGACAAUUAAAGGGGGUGAAAAAGUGGGUAUUAUUGGAAGAACAGGUGCUGGAAAAAGUUCUUUUAUUCAAAUACUUUUUCGUAUGGGUAUACUUAUUGAUGGUCAAAUUCGAAUUGAUGAUAUUAAUAUCGAAAAUAUUGGAUUAGAUGAUGUACGAAGUCGAAUUUCAAUUAUUCCACAAGAUCCUGUUCUUUUUUCUGGUACAAUUCGAAGUAAUCUUGAUCCAUUUAAUAAUUAUUCUGAUGAUGAUAUAUGGAAUGCACUUGAACAAGUACAAUUAAAAACAUUAGUUACUGAUAUUAUGUUAAAUGGACUUGAUUCACUAGUUAAUGAAAGUGGAUCUAAUUUAAGUGUUGGACAAAAACAAAUAAUUUGUUUAGCACGAGCUAUUUUAAAACAAUGUAAAAUACUUGUUAUUGAUGAAGCAACUGCAAAUGUUGAUAAUGCUACAGAUGAAUUAAUACAAAAAGCUAUUCGAGAAAUAUUUAAACAAUGUACUGUAUUAACAGUAGCUCAUCGAUUACGUACAGUAAUUGAUAGUGAUCGUAUUAUGGUACUUGGUAAUGGAGAAUUACUUGAAUUCGAUACACCACAAGCAUUACUUUCGAAUUCAAAAUCACAUUUUACGACACUUAUUGAACAAACUGGUUCAGCUGAAGCUCAAUAUCUUCGAACAUUAGUUAAUACACCAGGUAGAAAUACAAGAUGUAACACUUUAAAUGUAGAUAUUGAUGAAGAAUUACCAUUAGAUUCUAACGAAAAUGAUCCUCUUCUGAAAUGA
Messenger RNA from Rotaria sp. Silwood2, 3990 nucleotides. NCBI's taxonomy places the organism in Eukaryota, Metazoa, Rotifera, Eurotatoria, Philodinida, Philodinidae. The record is from the annotation of a GenBank genome assembly.